UAGACAACACCCAUAUUCUCCCUCAAAUCCCUCUCCUCCCCUCUCUCCCAGGGGCUCCUCUCUAAUUCAACAACAUGCAGGUCUUCGUCAAAACCCUAACUGGAAAGACCAUCACUCUCGAAGUCGAGAGCAGCGACACCAUCGACAAUGUCAAGGCCAAGAUUCAGGACAAGGAAGGUAUCCCACCAGAUCAGCAGAGAUUGAUUUUUGCUGGAAAACAGUUGGAAGAUGGCCGUACUCUUGCAGAUUACAACAUUCAAAAGGAGUCAACACUUCAUUUGGUACUGAGGCUUAGGGGAGGAACUAUGAUUAAGGUGAAGACUCUAACUGGAAAAGAAAUAGAAAUUGAUAUCGAACCAACUGAUACCAUUGAUCGGAUCAAGGAACGGGUUGAGGAGAAGGAAGGUAUUCCUCCGGUGCAGCAGAGGCUUAUUUAUGCUGGAAAGCAGCUUGCGGAUGACAAAACAGCUAAAGAUUAUAAUAUCGAGGGUGGCUCUGUACUUCAUCUUGUGCUUGCACUAAGGGGUGGUACCUCUCAAUAAUGCUUCUGGUGGAUGGACGAAGAAAGUUGUUUGGUUUCUGUUUCAUAUUGGUGAUGAUAGAAAUGCUGAAUUGCAUGUACUGAGUUGGAAACCAUAAAAGUUGUGGCAAAACAUAUUCUAGUCAGCUGCCCUCAUUUGCUGCGUUGUAUAUCUCUGUUGUGCACCAGUGUGGAUGAUAUAUUAUGCUGCAGGUUUGAAUUUAUUUACCGUUACUUGGUUGAA
Molecule: messenger RNA, 764 nt
Organism: Diospyros lotus (date-plum)
Lineage: Eukaryota; Viridiplantae; Streptophyta; Magnoliopsida; Ericales; Ebenaceae
Product: ubiquitin-NEDD8-like protein RUB2
Exons: 3
Coding region: 75-542 (155 amino acids)
Biological process (GO): protein ubiquitination; modification-dependent protein catabolic process
Cellular component (GO): cytoplasm; nucleus
Molecular function (GO): protein tag activity; ubiquitin protein ligase binding
Source: RefSeq, a predicted model, not a curated record